UCGAGUUUAGCCUUCGAUGCGUUCAGACGUGUUCGGAAAAACUGAAAUAGAAAAAGUAAACUCUACAUAAAAAACCAACCACAUACAACAGCAUUUGUGUAUCUGUCAGAACGUUCGCCAGCAACAACGCCGAGUGUAAAGUGCUUGAACAGCCAAAACAAAAGUGAAAGAUACGCCAGCUCAGUUGGCCACUUGUCAAAUCAGUGAACGCAAGCAAUUUCUUAAAUAAAUAAGAAAUUCAAAGUGUGCAUUUUAAGAAAUAUUUACAAAAACCCCGCAAAUAAUUUUCAAAUCAAAUUUUGCCGUCGCAUUCCCUUUGGAUUACUCUACCACAACAACCAGCAGCUGCAAUUUCUUGUAUAGCUGCUCGGGAAUAACCCGUCGCAUUCUCUGUGGAUUACCCGACAAACAAACGCCAAAGCAGCUCCAAAAUGGUUGUCCUGGAAGGUGGCGGUGGUGUUGUUACCAUCGGCAACAACCAGUACUUGCAGCCGGAUUACUUGGCACCAUUGCCCACAACGAUGGAUGCCAAAAAGAGUCCACUCGCCUUGUUGGCCCAGACAUGCUCACAGAUUGGCGCUGAUUCGUCGGCCGUGAAGCCGCUGCUGGCCGUGGAUAAGAACAAAAAGUCCGGCACAUGCUCCUCGUCGUCGAACUCGUCGAGCUCCUCGAGCAGCGCGGAAAUCUCGGCGGCCAAGUCGCCCAGCCAGGCCAAGUCGCCCAAGUCCAGCACGCCCAUUACCACGACCAUUGGCAGCGAGAUGAAGCUGGCCUUCAAGCCGUACGAGACGAAUGUGCUCAGCCAGCAGAAUCAGAACAGCUUCAAGAGCAGCGCCAGCCUGGCCAGCGAUGAGCCAGCCCGGCCCAGCUCCAAGAGCUCCACGCAGGAGCGCGUGCCCUCGCGCAACAAGUCAAACGCCACGCCCACCGAUGCGGCACAGUCAAAGCCGGAGGGCAUGGCCACAACGCCACAUGACGGCAACCGGAAGACAGUCUCGCCCGCCGGCUCCUCGCAGCGCGGCGCCAGUCCCAUUGUGCGCUCCGGCAUGGAGGUGCUGAACAAUGCCAACGGCACCGCACAGCAUCCCAAGGAGAUGAGCAGCAUGGCAGCGGCAGCGGCCGCCGCGGCGGCGGCCUACAAGGCAGCCGGCCCGUAUGGAAUGAAUCCGCUGUCGGCGCUGUGCUGUCCGCCCGGCAUGGAGCAGCACGCGAAUCCCGCGUUUCGUCCGCCGUUCGGCGGCGGCUUUACACAUCAUCAUGCGGCCAUGCUGGCCGCGGCGGCCAGCAGCGGCUAUCCUGGCGCCGGAGCUGGCCCCGCCGGACAGCCGAAUCCGUAUAUAACCUACCAGCGCAUCAAGACACCAGCCGGCGGCGAGGCGAUUGUGCCCGUCUGCAAGGAUCCGUACUGCCCCGGCUGCCCCUACUCCGCACACACGCAACAGAUGCUGAUGGGCGCACCCUGCCCCGCCGGCUGCACGCAGUGCGAGCACCAGAAGUACGGCAUGGCCAUGGCCAGCGCCGGCCUGCCUCCAGGCCAUCCCUACUCGCAGGCGGCGGCAGCUGCGGCCGCCAAUGCAGCCGCCGCUCGGUCUGCGCCCUACGUCUGCAGCUGGGUGGUGGGCGACGCCUAUUGCGGCAAGCGCUUCCAGACCUCCGACGAACUCUUCACCCAUCUGCGCACGCACACCGGCAACCUGUCGGAUCCGGCUGCCGCCGCGGCGGCCCUGGCCCAGUCGCAGGCUCAGUCGCUGCUCGGCACGCUCUUUCCGCCAUCGGCCCUGCGCGCCGGCUACCCGACGCCGCCCCUGAGUCCCAUGUCCGCGGCUGCCGCCGCGGCGCGCUACCACCCAUAUGGCAAGCCGCCGGGCGCCAUGGCGGGCGCUCCUUCGCCUUUUGGCGCCGGAGGCGCCUUCAAUCCGGCGGCGGCGGCUGCGGCUGCUGCCCUGGGUCCCUACUACUCGCCGUACGCCAUGUACGGACAGCGCAUGGGCGCGGCGCACCAGUAAGAGGCGCGACUUGGAUACCAAAUAACGAAGCGAGCAGGCAGGUAGUGUUGUGCAACGGUCUAAGCAACAUAUAGAUAUAGUGUUGUACAGCAAACACAACAACAAGUUACAACAGCUCUGUUUUAUUAUAUAACCAUUGAGAUGAUUUCGAAAAUAAGAAGCAAAAGAUUAUUAGCGAACUGUCGUUCGGCGUUCGCCGUUCUGUGAUACUAAACUGUAGAUUUGUCGAGCGCUAGUUACGUUUAAGUUUCAGAUACCACAAAUACUACAACAAAGAAUCCAAAAGCAAAAAGCAAAAUAUUAUCCAUUCAAAUACUUCAAGUCGUAGUUGCAGUUGUAGAAAAGAAUUUUCUCAGUUUUUGUUUGCACUUCAAUUUCAAUCAAACUUAGCGACAUUGUUUUUGAGCAUUAUUUUGUAAGACGCGUUUGUUCUCAAAGUUCAACCAAAGUUUUCUAUGACUUCCAAUUUCUCCCGCAACCUACAUAUAUACAUACGCAUAUGCAAAUCGUAUAAUUAUCAGGUUUUGUUUACACAUUUAACCGAUGUUUAAGCUUUGUUUAAUUUUAAUUUGUCUAGGCUAAGCUUAGUUCUUAACUAUUAUAUUAUAUACACGUACGGAUAAUAAUAUGAUUACAAAUUCAUUAAUGUUUUAAGUCACCUACAUAUAUGUCAAGUACUGCGUAUAAUAAAACUGUAAUAACAAAAAACAAAGAAAAAAACAAAACAGAGAAAAAAAUGUAAAAAAAAUAUACAAAAAGAAUUCAUGUAUAAUUAUUUACUGUGUAUUAACUCAAUGCAUAUAAAUUAAAAACUCGCGAUACUUCUCAAUGUAUGCCACAUCAAAUACGACAAGCUACAAAGGCAUCAACAAUAUAUUCAAAAGUGCGCAGUAAAUAAAUAAGUACACGCAAACAAUUCAUAUGGACAACAAAUAUACAACAGAAAAAAAAAGAAACAUUUUUUAAAAAUACAAAA
Messenger RNA from Drosophila montana, 2982 nucleotides. It is a transcript of the gene noc, whose product is annotated as no ocelli. Bases 432 to 2006 code for a protein of 524 amino acids. Gene Ontology annotation, biological process: negative regulation of DNA-templated transcription. Gene Ontology annotation, cellular component: nucleus. The transcript is spliced from 2 exons. NCBI's taxonomy places the organism in Eukaryota, Metazoa, Arthropoda, Insecta, Diptera, Drosophilidae. The record is from RefSeq and is a predicted model, not a curated record.